Molecule: messenger RNA, 1320 nt
Organism: Stegodyphus dumicola
Lineage: Eukaryota; Metazoa; Arthropoda; Arachnida; Araneae; Eresidae
Source: RefSeq, a predicted model, not a curated record
AUGCUUCGUCGUGGAGGUAUGGAGCUACAUAAAUGGGUGUCCAAUCAUCCUGAGCUGCUGCAUGAUAUUUCAACACAGGAAUAUUCCUUUGAAUCUCAAGAAAGUGUAGUGAAGACGCUAGGAAUGCUCUGGAAACCGAAGGAUGAUCACUUGACUUUCAAAACAGCUGUGAACAAUCAAGAUAGCUUUACUAAACGUCAGGUGUUAUCUGAAAUAGCUAAGCUUUUUGAUCCAUUGGGUCUCAUCGGACCCGUAGUAACGAGGGCAAAAAUAUUCAUGCAGAGACUAUGGCUGCUGAAACUGGACUGGAACGAGGAAUUACCUCCCAAGGAGUUGUGUGAAUGGAAAAAAUUCCUUUCCCAGCUUCAGUUAAUCGAUCAAUUGAAUAUUCCCAGAUAUGUUUUAACUGAACAUUCCGUUAGAACUGAGAUCCAUGGGUUCUCGGACGCUUCGGAAAAGGCUUAUGGUGCAGCUAUUUACAUCCGUUGUAUUACCACUGAUGGAAUGAAUUAUUCCAAUCUCCUUUGUAGCAAAUCCAGAGUUUCUCCUAUAAAGCCUGUUACAAUUCCACGUCUUGAAUUGUGUGGAGCAUUACUUCUGUGUAGGCUUGUGUCAAAGGUAAUAACAGCUCUGCAGCUAAGUAUCGAUGAUGUUUAUUUGUGGUGUGAUUCUACUAUUGUUCUAGCAUGGAUAAACACGCCUGCGUACAAGCUCAAAACUUUUGUGAGCAAUCGAAUUGCUGAAAUUCAAAACUUGAGUCACCAAUUCAAAUGGGGUCAUGUUGCCUCAAAGGAAAAUCCAGCGGAUAUAAUAUCCCGAGGAGCAGACACUAGUGAACUUUUGGCUAAUUCCUUGUGGUGGUCAGGUCCUGAGUUCCUCAAUCAGCAACUUCCAUUUCCAGAAUGCAUUUCUUAUUCGUCGGACGAGGAGUAUGAGAAAGAACUGAAACAAUCAUCAAUUCCAGUUCUGACUUUGACAAUGAAUGAACAUUUUAUAGACUCUUUUUUAAAACUUUCCAAUAAUUUUCCUAAGCUAAUCAGAAUUCUCAGUUUUAUUUUCAGGUUUAUCUUAAAUUGUAAAUCCCAGGAUAAGAUGCAGGGAUAUUUAACUAUAGAUGAGAUGAAAAAGGCUGAGGAGUUUCUUAUACGGCAUGCCCAAUUAACUGCCUUUAAUUCGGAAAUUACAGCUCUUCGACGAGGUAAACCUAUUCCUGCACAAAGUAAGUUAAAAGGUCUUGACCCUUUUCUAGAUGAGAAUUCUCUUUUAAGAGUUGGAGGAAGAUUAAAAAACUCAAAUUUAUUAUUUGAUUGUAAACACUAG